AGAAAUAGAAAAACAAGUUGUAACCUAAACCAACCCCUUCGCCAGCAAUACCAAACACAAAAAAUAGAAACCCUUUCUCUCUCUCUCUCUCGAUCACACCAUCAAUCAAUCAAUUAAUCAAUCAGGGACAAACAAAACACCCUCGAUUCGAUCCUUGGCCUCUUUCUCUUUCUCCAUCAAUUAACCCAUCCUACCUCGCUAGCUUCAUUCCUUUUGGGCUUCUCCUCCGGUCACUAGACUGAAGGAGUUGCCUCUCCAUCUCCAUCUCCAUCUCCAUCUCCAUCUCCUUCCCUCACCCUCUCUCGCUCUCUUUGGCUUUGAUCCUUUUCCAUAUAGCCAGAAGGAAUUAAUUAAUUAAUGGAGCACAUCAGGACUCCCAUGAAGGGAAUCCUCAAGGAUAUCAAGCGAAGAGCAUCAUACUAUAGUCAUGACUGGACCGGUGGAUUUCGUUCUGGAUUAAGGAUAUUGGCUCCUACUAUGUACAUCUUCUUUGCUUCUGCUCUUCCGGUUAUCGCCUUCGGUGAACAACUAAGUAAAGAUACAGAUGGAGCAUUAAGCACGGUUGAGACUUUAGCUUCGACAGCCAUCUGUGGUAUUCUGCAUUCAAUAUUUGGUGGACAACCCAUGUUAAUCUUAGGAGUUGCAGAGCCCACUGUAAUCAUGUACUCUUACCUAUACUCUUUUGCCAAAGGACGGGAAGAUCUCGGUUCUCGUCUUUUCUUGGCUUGGGCUGGAUGGGUUUGUAUCUGGACAGCUCUGAUGCUAGUACUUCUUGCGGUGUUCAAUGCAUGCGCUGUUAUUAGCAGGUUUACCAGGAUAGCAGGAGAGCUCUUUGGGAUGUUAAUCACUGUUCUAUUUUUGCAAGAAGCCAUCAAGGGAGUUGUUAGUGAGUUUGAAAUACCAAAAGGUGAAGACCAGAGUCAGCCACUGUACCAGUUCCAAUGGCUAUACACGAAUGGGUUACUGGCGGUCAUAUUCUCUUCUGGAGUUGUAUUUACUGCAUUGAAGAGUAGAGGGGCGAGGUCAUGGCGUUAUGGCACUGGGUGGCUGAGGAGCUUCAUUGCAGACUACGGGGUUCCAUUGAUGAUUUUAGUUUGGUCAGCAUUGUCUUAUGCUGUCCCAGGCAAAGUCCCUUCUGGAGUUCCCAGAAGGCUCUUCAGUCCACUUCCCUGGGACACUAAUUCAUUAUAUCACUGGACUGUUGCAAAGGAUCUGCUGCAUGUUCCCCCGAUUUACAUAUUUGCUGCCAUCGUACCAGCCAUUAUGGUUGCAGGACUUUACUUUUUUGACCACAGUGUUGCCUCUCAAAUGGCUCAGCAGAAAGAGUUCAAUCUCAAGAAGCCAUCAGCUUAUCACUAUGACUUGCUAGUCCUUGCGAUUAUGGUGUUGAUUUGCGGGUUGGUGGGACUCCCUCCUUCAAAUGGGGUGCUUCCACAGUCACCUAUGCACACCAAGAGCCUUGCUGUUCUCAAGAAGCAGUUGAUUCGCAAGAAGAUGAUUAAGACCGCAAAGGAGGGCAUACGGCUCCAAGCUACCAAGUCACAGAUAUAUGGCAAGAUGCAAGAGGUCUUCCUAGAAAUGGACCAAGGCGGCCAUACAAACUCAGUAGUAAAAGAGCUGGAGAACUUGAAAGACGCUGUAAUGAGACACAAUGGUGGUGCAGGAGAGUUUGAAAGUCAUUUUGAUCCAGAGAGACAGAUUGAAGACGCUCACCUGCCUGUUCGGGUGAAUGAACAGAGGGUGACCAACCUGUUCCAGUCCCUUCUUGUGGGUGCUUGCCUCGGAGCCAUGCCUGUCAUCAAGAUGAUACCCACAUCCGUUCUUUGGGGUUAUUUUGCUUACAUGGCUAUUGAUAGCCUUCCUGGCAACCAGUUCUGGGAGAGGAUAUUACUCAUUUUUGUCACUCCUCGCAGGCGUUUCAAGGUUCUUGAAGGUGACCAUGUUUCUUUUGUGGAGUUGGUUCCAUUCAAACAAAUAGCUGCUUUCACUCUGUUCCAGUUUGUAUAUUUUUUGCUGUGCUUUGGGCUGACAUGGAUACCAAUAGCUGGAAUACUUUUCCCAUUGCCAUUCUUCCUGUUGAUCAGCAUCAGAGAGCAUCUUCUCCCAAAACUUUUUCACCCAGAUUACCUUAAGGAAUUGGAUGCAGCCGAGUACGAGGAAAUUCCUGGUGCACCUCACCGUGACCACAGCAUCACAUUUACGGAAAGGGAAACAUCUACAUCUGGUGAUGAUGACACAGAAGAGGAAGAGGAAGAGGAAGAGGAAGAGGAGGUGUGUGAUGCUGAGAUAUUGGAUGAGCUAACAACCAGGAGGGGUGAACUUAAACAUAGAACCAGAAGUUUCUCUGAAGACAGGUUCCUUCAGGUUCAUCCGGAGAAGGGGGGCCCACAAGAGUGAGGAAAAAGGAACUAUAAACUAAGUGUCAAGCUAAAUCAAGCAAUUGCUCAAUUACGUAAAAUGAGCUAAAUACCCUUUUUCUUUCCAGUAACUCUGCCUAUUACUUUCUUCUAUUAUCUUAUACAUAUAGAGAGAAAGAGAGAGGGAGAGGAAAAGAGAGAGAGUGGAGAGAGGUGAGGAGAGGUCGAGUACCAUGUAUGAUAUGAUGAUGUCUCCAGCAUUGCACUCAACUUCAUUAUGGAGAAAGAGAAGAAAAGGCCUAAAUUAUGUAGCAUAAUUUGCCAUUAUUCAGUUAAAUAGGGGCUAGUUAUGAAGAAAAGAGGAAAA
Dioscorea cayenensis subsp. rotundata (Guinea yam) is the source of this 2724-nucleotide messenger RNA. RefSeq names its product probable boron transporter 7. Lineage: Eukaryota; Viridiplantae; Streptophyta; Magnoliopsida; Dioscoreales; Dioscoreaceae. The record is from RefSeq and is a predicted model, not a curated record. Gene Ontology annotation, biological process: monoatomic anion transport; transmembrane transport; monoatomic ion homeostasis. Gene Ontology annotation, cellular component: plasma membrane. The coding region runs from base 358 to 2397 and encodes 679 amino acids. The transcript has 14 exons. Gene Ontology annotation, molecular function: solute:inorganic anion antiporter activity.